CUCUCCCUCCCUCCUUAGUUGUAAUGUCAGCACUGGCAAAGAUUAUAUAUUUUCUUUGUGCUUCAAGUCAGAAAUCCUCCGUGCUUUGUUUAAUGUUCUUUUGCUAAAUGUGUGAACCAAAAUGGUACAAUUGAUUUGUUUCCCAAAUAUUUGGAGCAUUUCCCCUGGAUCUUACGCCCUACAGAGGAAACAACUUUGAGCAAAUAGUGACGUUUUAUCUCUUUUUCCACCCUGUAAUUCCCCCACCCCUUUUUUUGACUGUAGUCCUGUGGAGAUGAGAAGUGGGGGGACUGGAGACCACACCUGGCUGUCAUGCUGUCUAAUCAAGUAGGAGACCGGGACCUGAAUUCCAGAGCUAUCAUCGCUAUGGGAGACACCUUGGCUGGGAAAGGAUUAAUAGAAGCUGCUCACUUCUGCUAUCUGAUGGCAAAUGUCCCUUUCGGCCACUAUCCAGUUCAAACAGAUUAUAUGGUGUUGCUGGGAAGUAAUCAGAGACAGACCUUUUCCCAGUUUGCAAGGACAGAAUGUAUUCACAGAAUGGAAAUCCUUGAGUAUUGUCGGUUACUGGGCUGUCCCCAAGCUUACAUCCCUCCUUUCCAG
This is a messenger RNA of Thamnophis sirtalis, 600 nucleotides long. The record is from RefSeq and is a predicted model, not a curated record. Lineage: Eukaryota; Metazoa; Chordata; Lepidosauria; Squamata; Natricidae.